Molecule: messenger RNA, 607 nt
Organism: Hippopotamus amphibius kiboko
Lineage: Eukaryota; Metazoa; Chordata; Mammalia; Artiodactyla; Hippopotamidae
Product: proline-rich nuclear receptor coactivator 2-like
Exons: 2
Coding region: 212-589 (125 amino acids)
Biological process (GO): nuclear-transcribed mRNA catabolic process, nonsense-mediated decay
Cellular component (GO): nucleus; P-body
Source: RefSeq, a predicted model, not a curated record
UUGUCGGUAGAGGCAGAAGGAGGAGGCCGGUUGGGAGCCUGAGGUGGCCAUCAGCUGGCUCUUCGGUGCUCGUGGGCUUCGCUCGUUCCUUGCCUCGUCUCUCCCUGGAAGGGGAGGGGGGCUUCGACGCCGAGCAGGAGCCGCCGCGGCCGUGGUGCCGCGCUUGAAGUCGCUAAGACUUCUCUCAAACUUGUGUGCUGAGGAGACUCAGAUGUUGGCCUCAGCUCUUAGGCUGAACUCAGCAGAUCAGCCCAUGAAAACUUCUGUAUUGAGACAAAGGAAAGGAUCUGUCAGAAAGCAACAUCUGUUAUCCCGGGCGUGGCAGCAAGGAAGAGGACAGGCCAUGCAGAAUGGGGGGAAGAACAAAAGUUUUCCAAAUAAUCAAAACUGGAACUCUAGCUUGUCAAGUCCCACCUUACUUUUUAAGUCUCAAACUAAUCAGAACUAUGCUGGAGCCAAGUUUAGUGAGCCGCCAUCCCCAAGUGUUCUUCCUAAACCACCAAGCCACUGGGUUCCUGUUCCCUUUAAUCCUUCUGAUAAAGAAAUAAUGACAUUUCAACUUAAAACCUUACUUAAAGUACAGGUGUAAAAUGAGCUAAACUACUGU